Necator americanus (New World hookworm) is the source of this 201-nucleotide messenger RNA. RefSeq lists its product as uncharacterized. Bases 1 to 201 code for a protein of 66 amino acids. The transcript has 4 exons. Lineage: Eukaryota; Metazoa; Nematoda; Chromadorea; Rhabditida; Ancylostomatidae. The record is from RefSeq and is a predicted model, not a curated record.
AUGGGUGGUGCCAACAAGGAUUUCACCACGUUCCUAUCCGCUACGCUUCACCGAAGCGCCUCGAGAGAAGCCGCGUACGCAAUUGCGCAGCAUGAAAAUUGUCCUCAAUGGCAACGGAUCUGCUCAAUAUUCUAUAUCCCUGUCUUAGCUGGAAAGAUCACUUUUCUAUUUCCUGAGUACUCAAAAUGGCUGGAUUCUUAA